GCCCGUCAAACAGUUCAGCAGUGCCUACGUUGUUUUAGAAUGAAACCGAAAUCUAUGGAGCAAUUUAUGGGAGAACUUCCUGUUGCACGCGUCACAAUUUCUCCACCCUUUUCCAGAACCGGAGUAGACUACUUCGGCCCUGUAUAUAUUCGGCCUGGACCACGCCGAGUAGCAGUCAAGGCAUACGUUUCCCUGUUUAUCUGUUUGGUGACAAAGGCGAUACACUUGGAAUUAGUUUCCGAUUUAUCAACGGAGAAAUUUCUACAGGCGUUACGAAGGUUUAUAGGACGGCGUGCAAUUCCAAGCGACAUUUACUCAGAUAACGGCACAAAUUUUGUAGGUGCCCGCAACCAACUACAGGAAUUGUUCACAAAUCUGCGCAGCAAAACCCACAAUCAACAAGUUUCCAAGGAAUGCUCGGAAAGGGGCAUACAAUGGCAUUUUAAUCCCCCAGCUGCUCCCCAUUUUGGAGGCCUGUGGGAAGCAGCAGUUAAAUCCGCCAAACAGCAUCUGCUUAAGGUGUUAGGACAAAACGCUUUAUCCUUUGAAGAAUUCAACACCCUUCUUAUUCAAAUUGAGGCUUGCCUAAACUCUAGGCCAAUAACUCCGAUGUCAGAGGACCCCAACGAUCUUGAACCACUGACCCCCGGACAUUUUUUAACUGGGAGGUCGUUGCAGCAGCUACCAGUAGUGGACUUAACCGAAUUAUCUACGGGAAGGCUCAAACAGUAUCAAAUAAUACAACAAAAAAUACAAUUCUUCUGGAAACGUUGGCAGAAGGAGUAUCUAUCCCAGCUCCAAGGAAGAUACAAACGAUGGAAGCCUCCAGUACAGAUCUCGGUUGGUCAACUCGUCGUGAUAAAGGAUGAAAAUACCCCACCGAUGCGUUGGCGAUUAGGGCGUAUCCAACAGCUACACCCUGGAGAAGACGGAAUAGUAAGAGUUGCGACGCUCUUAACAUCGAAUGGAAUUUUGAAGAGAGCUGUUGAAAAACUUUGCCUGUUACCAUCAGAUUGUCAACCAGUCAACAGCGAUGAACAAAACAGUUCGGUCAAUUAGAGGAGCUCGGAGACGUCGUCCAGUGUGUUCGGAUGGGAUUUUCUUAUUUCAUUUCAGAAAUUGCGGCAAUUUCAGCGCGGGCGAGGAUGUAUAUUACAACUGGUACCCUAAAAUACAUCUGCGUACCCCCGAUGGUCAAGACGAUGAUGAAGGCAUGAGAGAGAAGAGCGUACACGAUCGACACCGAGAGAUGGGCAACAACAUGGCGAGAGAUGGUCACCGAGCGAUGGGAUACGAGAGACGGGCAGCGAGAGAACCAACACCAGGCAUUACCACCACAGCAGCAACCGAUGGCAACAACAAUACCACCCCCUACCCCCGGGAAACCACCCCAAUAACACCCUAAUCCGACGGCGAUCGGAUCAACCCGGCCUGCUCAAUAGUUCAAUUUGAGCUGGCCCUCCAGUACUGAAUAAGAAAGCACCAAGCAAUCAAGCCACCCAAAUUUUGUACCUUUUAAGAAUGUUUUAUUACGAAAUUAGUAGGAAGUUGAGAACGUGGCCUACAACAUCCAAUCCAUCCUACAACGGAUUCAACCCCAAGGAACCAAGGCGUAGCCCACACCCAACAUUGGUCACCCAGGCAAGGCGUCCGACACCAUACAGUCCACUCCAAUCACCGGAUAUCGA
Molecule: messenger RNA, 1688 nt
Organism: Uranotaenia lowii
Lineage: Eukaryota; Metazoa; Arthropoda; Insecta; Diptera; Culicidae
Exons: 2
Coding region: 40-1059 (339 amino acids)
Biological process (GO): DNA integration
Molecular function (GO): nucleic acid binding
Source: RefSeq, a predicted model, not a curated record